Messenger RNA from Schistosoma curassoni, 261 nucleotides. The record is from the annotation of a GenBank genome assembly. NCBI's taxonomy places the organism in Eukaryota, Metazoa, Platyhelminthes, Trematoda, Strigeidida, Schistosomatidae.
AUGAUUAAAGAAUUAAUUCAAAAUCAUUUCACAUCUGUAUCUCAUUUAACUAUACAAAUUGAAAAAGAAGAAUAUGAAUAUCAUACUCAAGCUAUGGGUUUACAUUUAUCUGUUAUUGGACAUUAUCCUAAAUCAUUUAUCAAUUCGAAUGUUUUAAUGAAUGGAUUAACACAUCAUCAUCACCAUGAUAAUACCAAUCAUUGUGGUAAAUAUAACUGUUCAUCUGAACGCAUGAAUUUAUUAUCUGUUAAAGAUAUUUAA